This is a messenger RNA of Musa acuminata subsp. malaccensis (wild Malaysian banana), 511 nucleotides long. RefSeq lists its product as uncharacterized. Lineage: Eukaryota; Viridiplantae; Streptophyta; Magnoliopsida; Zingiberales; Musaceae. The record is from RefSeq and is a predicted model, not a curated record.
CCGCGGAGGAUCCGAUGAAGUGGUGGAGAGAGUCCAGAAGAAGAACGGAAGGAAAGUGGAACUGCUCAGCCCCCUGCCGCCACCGCCGCAGCCGGAGAACAAGGAACAGGAGAAGCGAAGUGAGGAGAAGCACAAAGCAGAGGAGGAGAAGGAGCAAGAAAGGUGGGAUCUUUUUGGUGGAAACGGGGGUGCAGACGGCGGAGCCGGCCCUGAAGAGCUCGGAGGUGACGGUGAAGGGCGUGUUCGACUCGGCGAGCCUGGUGGCGUACGUCCACAAGCGGCAAGCGGCGGUGGUGAAGCAGGAGACAGAGGAGAACACCAAGGCGGCGGAGAAAGAGAAGAAGGCGGAGACGGAGAAUGGUUUGCCGUUCGAUCAGUGAGCCCUUCCAAAUCAUUGACUAAUGCUUGGUGGGGGUUCAACAGGCUGCUCAGCUUGGAUUGUGGUCCUCAGGAUCAGAACACAAAUGAUUUCUUGCAGAUAAGCAUGGAUGAGGGUAUCUCCAUUUGUGUU